UUCCACUUUCCAUCAUUGUCCCAUACCUUCUGUUCCGUUUCCAAUUUUUUUUCAGCCACCAUAUAAAAACAACCCAUAUUCAAUAUCGAAAUGAUCUCGAUCAAUAAAUCUUAAUUUUAUUAAGGCAUAAACUCAUUUAUCAUACAUACAGUCGGAGAUAUGGGUGUCGAUCUUGAAUCUAUAUCAGAAGCAACCUCAGGUGCCAUUGGCUCCUUAUUGAGUACAACGAUCUUGUACCCUCUUGAUACCUGUAAGACCAAGUACCAAGCUGAGGUUCGUGUCCAUGGCCAGCGGAAAUACAGGCACCUUUCUGAUGUUUUAUUUGAAGCUUUAUCCAAUGGACAAUUUCUUUCACUAUACCAAGGCUUAGGCACAAAAAAUCUGCAGUCUUUCAUUUCACAGUUUGUCUAUUUCUAUGGGUACAGCUACUUUAAAAGACUAUAUGUGGAAAAAAGUGGUUCUAAAAAAAUUGGAACAAAAGCAAACUUGGUCAUAGCUGCUGCUGCAGGGGCUUGCACUGCCAUUGUGACUCAGCCCCUAGAUACAGCCUCCUCAAGGAUGCAGACAAGUGCCUUUGGCAAAUCAAAAGGACUUUGGCAGACAUUGACAGAGGGCACUUGGAGCGAUGCAUUUGAUGGCCUUGGCAUCUCUCUUUUGCUGACCUCAAAUCCUGCAAUUCAGUAUACUGUGUUUGAUCAACUCAAACAAAGACUUCUCAAGGGACAGAAAAAUGCAGCUGACAAGAGUUCCUCUGCGGAAUCCCUUUCUGCCGUCUCAGCUUUUGUUUUGGGUGCAAUUUCAAAGAGUAUUGCCACCAUCAUUACAUAUCCUGCAAUCAGGUGUAAGGUAAUGAUUCAAGCAGCAGAUUCGGAUGAUGAUGGAAGUAAGAAGAUCAAACAAAAAUCCAGCAAAACAGUGCCUGGAGUCAUCUUAGCAAUUUGGAGAGGAGAAGGACUUUUGGGCUUUUUCAAGGGAUUGCAAGCUCAGAUCUUGAAAACCGUACUGAGCUCGGCAUUGCUGCUGAUGAUCAAAGAGAAAAUUUCCAGAAGUACUUGGGUUCUCAUACUCGCUGUCAGACGGUAUCUACUGCUUAACAGGGGUAGACUAAAAAGUGCCUGAUUGUAAUACACCAUUGACAUACUUUAGUUCUUUGUAAAUAGCUUGGCUUUACUUCAUAUCAAGAACAUAGAUGGAUUUUAUGAGAGCCAGGUUUAAUUCCUAAAAUAGGAAGGUCAAAUGGGAAAGAAUAAAUAGCCCAAGUUGAAUGAUAAGUUGGCAACUGUUACUGAAUCAGGGCUACAUAUUUUAUACUGGGGUAAGGCAGUAUGCAAGUAAUAACCUAAUGUGGGAAUUCUUACUCUGGAAAGAGACAGAUUGACAUUUGUAUCAUUUAUGAUUUAAUGUUUCAUGAAAUUCAGUUUUUUCCUUAUUGUA
This is a messenger RNA of Jatropha curcas, 1434 nucleotides long. RefSeq names its product peroxisomal adenine nucleotide carrier 1 (gene PNC1). NCBI's taxonomy places the organism in Eukaryota, Viridiplantae, Streptophyta, Magnoliopsida, Malpighiales, Euphorbiaceae. The record is from RefSeq and is a predicted model, not a curated record. Gene Ontology annotation, cellular component: peroxisomal membrane. Gene Ontology annotation, biological process: transmembrane transport; ADP transport; fatty acid beta-oxidation. Gene Ontology annotation, molecular function: ADP transmembrane transporter activity; ATP transmembrane transporter activity.